CGGAAGUGCUUUUCUAAGGUUCGGGCCGGAGAGAGGCCUGGUAGGCACAGCCGCAGAGGCUCCUUCGGCUCCGUGGACUCGGAGCAGGGGCUCCAACCCGGGUCAGAGUUUGGAGGUCCACGGCCACGCACCCGCGCCCCGUGACCUUCCAGCGCCCGGGCGGACGAAAUGGCCAUUAAGAAGUAGAUGCCCAGAUACAAAGGUGAUGAAACAGUCCAUUUGUCAUAAAGUAAGAUGCAUCUGUGGCCUUUUAACCAUAUUAGAACAAAAUUGUAUCUGUUUUCCUCAGAAGAGAAUUCCACAAGUGCUCACAUGGUCUUCUGAAGAAGCCAUGGGUAGCUGUUGUAGCUGUCCAGAUAAAGACACUGUCCCAGAUAACCAUCGGAAUAAGUUUAAGGUCAUUAAUGUGGAUGAUGAUGGGAAUGAGUUAGGUUCUGGCAUAAUGGAACUUACAGACACAGAAUUGAUUCUAUAUACCCGCAAACGUGAUUCAGUAAAAUGGCACUACCUCUGCCUGAGACGCUAUGGCUAUGACUCGAAUCUCUUUUCUUUUGAAAGUGGCCGAAGGUGUCAAACUGGACAAGGAAUCUUUGCCUUUAAGUGUGCCCGUGCAGAAGAAUUAUUUAACAUGUUGCAAGAGAUUAUGCAAAACAAUAGUAUAAAUGUGGUAGAAGAGCCAGUUGUAGAAAGGAAUAAUCAUCAGACAGAAUUGGAAGUCCCCAGAACACCUCGAACACCUACAACUCCAGGGUUUGCUGCUCAGAACUUACCUAAUGGAUAUCCCAGAUAUCCCUCAUUUGGAGAUGCUUCAUCUCAUCCUUCAAGCAGACAUCCUUCUGUAGGAAGUGCUCGCUUACCUUCAGUUGGUGAAGAAUCUACACAUCCUUUGCUUGUGGCUGAGGAACAAAUACAUACCUAUGUCAACACUACAGGUGUGCAAGAAGAACGGAAAAAUCGCACAAGUGUGCAUGUCCCAUUGGAGGCAAGAGUUUCUAAUGCUGAAUGCAACACACCAAAAGAAGAACCAAGUAGUAUUGAAGACAGGGACCCUCAGAUUCUUCUGGAACCUGAAGGUGUCAAAUUUGUUUUAGGACCAACCCCUGUUCAGAAGCAAUUAAUGGAAAAGGAGAAACUGGAGCAACUUGGAAGAGAUCAAGUUAGUGCAAGUGGUGCGAAUAACACAGAAUGGGACACUGGCUAUGACAGUGAUGAACGAAGAGAUGCACCCUCUGUUAACAAACUGGUAUAUGAAAAUAUAAAUGGGCUAUCUAUCCCUAGUGCCUCAGGGGUCAGGAGAGGUCGUCUGACAUCUACCAGUACCUCAGAUACCCAGAAUAUCAACAACUCAGCUCAGAGAAGAACUGCAUUAUUAAACUAUGAAAAUUUACCAUCUUUGCCUCCAGUUUGGGAAGCCCGCAAGCUAAGUAGGGAUGAAGAUGACAACUUAGGACCAAAGACCCCAUCUCUAAAUGGCUACCAUAAUAAUCUAGAUCCAAUGCAUAACUAUGUAAAUACAGAGAAUGUAACAGUGCCGGCAAGUGCUCACAAAAUAGAAUAUUCAAGGCGUCGGGACUGUACACCAACAGUCUUUAACUUUGAUAUCAGACGCCCAAGUUUAGAACACAGGCAGCUCAAUUACAUACAGGUUGACUUGGAAGGUGGCAGUGACUCUGACAACCCUCAGACUCCAAAAACGCCUACUACUCCCCUUCCACAAACCCCUACCAGGCGCACAGAGUUGUAUGCUGUGAUAGACAUCGAGAGAACUGCUGCUAUGUCAAAUUUGCAGAAAGCACUGCCACGAGAUGAUGGUACAUCUAGGAAAACUAGACAUAAUAGUACUGAUCUGCCCAUGUGAGCCUGGAAAGCAUUAUGUUGUUUGCACCUUUGUGAAGUUUUUUAAAAUGAAGAUGCAAGUGCUUCAUUUUCAUUUCUACACUAACUCCUUUUAUAGACUGAUAAAAAUUUUUUCUGAAUAUUUCAUGUGCAUCUUUAAAGGGAAUUAAUGUAGAGCAGGUACUCCUUAAAGAAGACUAAUUUCAUUAUAUACUACUCAUUAUUGUAUAGCAGCAUUCCCAUUUUCACAGUGCCUAUUUAAAAUGAGAGUUGAAAUGAAUGACAUGCUGGUUGAUUUUUAUUCAACAUUCUGGGACUUACGUGUAUCUUUCAUGUCUAAGUCAUGGUUGGCAUUUAAAACUUUUUAUAAAGCCUCUUGAUAAUGUGCAUUGCUAACACAUAACUCUAGGGCUUUGAAAGUAAUAUUUGCAGAUUCACUUCACAGUAUGUGGCCUCCAGCAUGUUAACCUGAGGAAUCCUUUAUUUCACUAGUUAAAGGCUUUUUGACUUGAGCCAAAACAUAUGAAAAGGAAACAGAAAUACCACACCUCCUUUGAUAGCAGUCAGCUCCUUUGCCUUCAGUGUUACUAGAAAGAGUCUGUGUCAUGAAUAUAGUUUGCUGUUGGUGUGUGCUGAAAGACAGGCAGGAGAUAAGAUUUUCUGUUUACUCAUCUCAUGAUGUGAUUUGAAGGGCAUGUUUGGGUAUCUUACUCAGAAUUACAGUAGGCUUAAGAAUCAGUCUCAGGUCACUUUACCCAAAAACGUUUUUUGAAAAUCUGAACCAAGAUCUGUUGAAUUUUCUCUCCUAUAGCUUAUUGGUGACACAUUGUUUUCUGGAGGCUUUUGUGUCAUUUGGUUCCCAUUUAACUUCAAUUUCUUAGUGUUUGGGAUGUCAUAUUUUGUUGUUUAAUGUCUUUAUCAAUUUAAAAUGUUUGAGUUUGUAUAUAGUUUUGAAAUUGGAUUAUGUGUUCAUUGUUUCUUAGUUUGCAUUUUUGUCAAAUUAUGGUUUUGAAGGUUCAUUUGGAACUUACUGUUAUUCUAUAACAGGGUUGCCCUUGUCCAGUAUUUAUUUAUAUGCUAUUUACUUUUCAAGUUGAAAAAAACCAUUUUCUCAAUUUUAAAUUUCUCUUCUGUCUGUAUGCGAUAUCUUAGAAUUCCCUCAGCUACGUUGCUGCAGUUGUACUCUUGCUCACUCUGCUGUUCCUUGGCUCUGCUGUCCUCUCACUUGUAGUCAGUUCUCUGAUUAUCCCUUGAUUUCAGUGGAAUGUUAAUAUUGUUGCCAGCAUAGCAGGUACAGUGGAAGUCUUGUAGUAAUGAGAUUGUGUCAUAAUUUAGAGUGUAAAAUGAACGGAAGUUUAUAUAUACUGAGGAGAGUUCAGAUGUCAAACUCUUGGAAAAUCAAUGUUCCAUAUUCCAAAACACUAGAAAAUAUAAGAGAAGAUUGAGUAGAAAGAAGGUUGGGUAACCUUGCAAAAUAUUUUAUUGUUUUUCUCUAAAUAUGAGGAAGUUUGAGAUUGUGGUCUGGAUCUACCAGAUGUAACUAAGGUUAAUUUAGUAAGAAAACAUUUCAUUUAUAUAACAUCCAAUUUAUCCAAUAAAUAACCUAGUGAUAGAAGAAUGAAUGGAUUAGCAGAACAAUAGAGUGGGACCAUUAUUUAAAAAAAUACUACAGGUAUCUUUUUCAUCAUUUUCAGUGCCAUUAUUUUAUUAGCAUAGCAAGAAUUUUGUUGUCCCAUCCCGUCCCCCCCCCCUCUGAAUUUGGUGCUUACUAAAAGGUUCACUGUUCUCUUAAAAAGCAGUGGUGUAGAUGUGCGUUUCCCUGAUUCCAUUUUUAAUAUGUUGUUCCAUUUUUAUCCUUUCUUAGUAGAGUUGCUAAUUGUGCCAAAUUUAUGUACUGGUUUUUGUAAUAUGGAAGAAUUAUUAUUAUGGAACCAAUGCACAUGGUUUUCUCUGAAACAAGCAGUCAAGGCAGAAUAUAAAUCUCCAAAUGAAAGGGCUGAUCUGUUUAUUCAUUUUGGAGGUUGGAUACUUUAUUUUUCUUUCCCUCAUCUUUUUUACUUUUUCCUCCAGAUUCUAAUUUAGUUUUUAUAUUUUUUUAGGUAACUAAGAUAAUCAGUACAAUUUAUGCUUUAAAUGCUGUGUGCUUUAAAAAUGAAAAUGGGACCAAUUUGUCUGCUAAGAAGUUGAUUUUAAGGUACUAUAAGAAUAUUAGGAAGAGAUAUACAACUGGUGUUAAUUCUGGAUGUCUUCUGGAAGUCACCUGUAUUCCUAUUUAAUGAAAAGUAAGUUAGAAUACUACUUGUCCUUCACAGUAGUCUAGUAAUGGGUAGUAAGCCCUGUCCUGGAAGAAUGUACCUAUUACCAGGUGCAUUUUAGAUUGCAAUAUUUUACUGGCAUAUAAUUGUGGCCAUAUGUCUCUGAUUUUCUGAGACUAAUCUAAUUUUAGAUAUUUGGUUUUGUUCAUAGAACAUGUGAUUCUACUUUUUGGCUUUGGAAAUAUAAUCAUUGUUCAUUUGGGUUUCCUAGUAGAACCCUCUUUUAUCCAUGUUGAUCAUAACAACAUUUAUCCCAGACCAGGGUUGGAAGCUGAUAUGGGUAUUACCUAUGGUUUUCUUAGUGUUUUAUUUCACAGUUUGAUUUUCCUUUUAAAAAUGAAAAUACGGUGCCUUCCCUCUCUCCAGGAAGAUUGGCAAAGAGUUCCUUUUAUUGACUGCUGCUGUGGAGUGAUGAGAUACGCACUUUACUCUUGAAGACUCAGUAAAAAGCUUUUCACUUCUCAGUAUAUCCAGAAUAGAUCGCAUGUGGGACUUAAAAAAAUUUGCCAAGCAGUUUUUGUUUUUAUAGAUAUUAAUGUUUACCCUCCCUGCCCCCAGUUCAAUGUUAUUAGAAUAAGUCAAACUGAUGUUUAUCUUCCUACCUACUUCCUAAACUUUGUGGCACAGUAUAUAAAAAUGUACCUCAGUAAUGUUCUGUUAAAAAUGGGACAGGGGCCUUAUGUUUUCAUAAUUUACAACAAUGUGCCAUCAGGUGUUUGCCUCAAGUUAAAGAUUUUAACAAACUGACAAGUACUUCCCAGUUUCCCCCUGUGCUGUUCCUAACCCAUAAUGCCUAAGUGUUUUGUGCAAUGUGUAGUGUGUGUAUAAAUAUAUAUAUUUGGGAAAUAGACAUACCAUCAAAGGCAUCAUUCAGGAGUAACUGAUGUAUUGACAUCUCAUUCAUAUUUCUGAUGUGUGAGGUAUGUGGUACUAAUUACCUUUUCCUUGAUGUUUGCCAAAUUUGAAUAAAGGCAUUGGUACGAAAUUACAGAAUGUAUAGAAAAUGUUUUUGGCUUGAAAAAUUAACAAAUAUUUUAUGACAUACCACAAUAUACUCUGCCCAAACCAGCACCCUAUCUAUCUUUUCCCUGUUCUUUACAUCUCUGUUCCCCAUCCUUACUUCCUCAUUUUUGGGGGGUAUAACAUUUUUUUUGUAGCAUCAUUAUAGUUGCAAUUUAUGACAAUUGGGCGAUAUAGCAUGGAAACAGACUGGUAUCAAUAGUACAGUAGUCACCAGUGUGCCACAUUUGCAUUAGUAAAUGCAAAAUAUACGUUUUAUAAAGGACAAACUUUGUGUUAUGUUUUUAUUUGCAUUGUAUAAUAUUGUAAGAUUAUUGUAUGUCCUAAUUUGCAUAAUAAAUGUUUUUUCCUACGUAAAGGCAUAAAUAUAGCAACUUUGUAUAAAGGUAGCUUAUUAGAUUUUUAUUUUUUUCUUUUAUAAAAAUUGUCUAACAGUGGGACUACCAUUGCCAAAUUGUAUAUGAAAUAUGAAUUUUACCCCCAUAAUUAAUUUCUUUUAAAAACAUUCCAUAUUUCUCUAAUAAAAGACAUAAGUGAUACUGUACUAUGCACAAAUUGUAUUUUAAUGCUGUUUCAUAUCAGCAUUUAAAAUUUUGGUUUGCAUUUUUAAUCUUGGCAAAACUUAACCACUGUUAAUUUAAAUAAAACCUUGUUGUAUAUGUAACAUCAUUUGCCCUCUGUCCCUUCCCACCCUUUGUUCUCUAUUUCUCCCUAUCAGUGCCAACUUAAUACAUUUUGUAGCAUGGCAAUAAAAUACAACUUUUACACUGAG
Ictidomys tridecemlineatus (thirteen-lined ground squirrel) is the source of this 5943-nucleotide messenger RNA. It is a transcript of the gene Frs2, whose product is annotated as fibroblast growth factor receptor substrate 2. Gene Ontology annotation, molecular function: fibroblast growth factor receptor binding; transmembrane receptor protein tyrosine kinase adaptor activity. Gene Ontology annotation, cellular component: cell-cell junction; cytoplasm. Lineage: Eukaryota; Metazoa; Chordata; Mammalia; Rodentia; Sciuridae. The record is from RefSeq and is a predicted model, not a curated record. Gene Ontology annotation, biological process: fibroblast growth factor receptor signaling pathway.